Molecule: messenger RNA, 723 nt
Organism: Populus euphratica (Euphrates poplar)
Lineage: Eukaryota; Viridiplantae; Streptophyta; Magnoliopsida; Malpighiales; Salicaceae
Product: protein LURP-one-related 15-like
Exons: 3
Coding region: 121-723 (200 amino acids)
Source: RefSeq, a predicted model, not a curated record
UACGUACAUCAUUCCUCCCAAAGACUACUUCCAUAACCAUCAUCAAGACUUGCAUAAUAUAGAAAUUUAGCUAUUUUUCUUUCUGUUUAUUUCUUCGAGUAAUAUUUUGUUUCUGUGAUUAUGGCUACUAGGCAAGCACCAUUCAACCCGGUUCCAGCUAUGAGAACAUACCCGCCAGUGGAGCAUCCUGUGGUGGCAAUAGGGCCACAGUACCUGGCACAGUACCCUGUUGAACUCGCCGUCUCUACGAAGCUAUGGACUCUUGGAGAAAAUGAUUUUAAGGUGUCUGACAUUAAUGGCACCCUCAUCUUCCAUGUCAAAAGUAAACUAUUAACCCUCCAUGAUCGUCGUUUUCUGAAAGAUGCAGCCGGUAACACCCUUGUCAAUCUCAGGCAGAAGAUAAUGACCAUGCAUGGGAGGUGGGAGGCUUUUAGAGGAAAAAGCAAGAAGAAGAAUGAUUUGCUUUUCACAGCCAAGAAAUCAAAGCUGUUCCAAUUCAAGACUGAGUUAGACGUAUUCUUGGGUUAUAACAAAGGAGAGGUCCCUGAUUUCAAGGUCAAGGAAAGCUACAGCAAGAGUUCCUUUUCUAUACUUCUUGGAGAUUCCAAUACCAUGCUUGCACAAGUGCAUGGAAGACACACUCUCGCGAUUAUGCCUAAUGUUGAUUAUGCCUUCAUAGUGGCUCUUGUAGUGGUGAUUCUCGACGCGAUCAAAUACGGUUGA